This is a messenger RNA of Wasmannia auropunctata (little fire ant), 7488 nucleotides long. It is a transcript of the gene BicC, whose product is annotated as protein bicaudal C homolog 1-B. Bases 1178 to 3379 code for a protein of 733 amino acids. The record is from RefSeq and is a predicted model, not a curated record. Gene Ontology annotation, cellular component: cytoplasm. Gene Ontology annotation, molecular function: protein binding; RNA binding. Lineage: Eukaryota; Metazoa; Arthropoda; Insecta; Hymenoptera; Formicidae. The transcript is spliced from 12 exons.
AGGUCAGGCCUCGAAGCACACUCGAAGAGUCCGCGUGCUACCGUCGCGUCGCAUCGCGUCGCGUCGAUUCUAAAAAUAAUCCAGGAUUGUGCCCGCGAGGACUGAUAGAUAAUCGCACUAAUGCUGCAUUUCCUAGGCGCCAUGAUCCAAGCGCUCAUGAUCGUGACAGAAUUUGAUCGGGUUUCGAUUUUUAAAAGCGCAUUAUUAUUUAGCGUUAUUUUCCACGGUAUCUCUUACAUAAUUGCUGCGGGAGAGAUAAGAAGCAUGAAUUUUACGACGCAGAUGAUAUGAUAUCGUUGUUUUGAUUGCAAAGUUCCGAAAGCUGUGAAGUGUUUUUCCUUCCUCACGCAGAGGAUUCUUUCGUUCGGGAAUAGAAUUCGAUUCAGUGCACAGUGCCAAAAAUCUCAAAACGAUUCUCAAUUCUACUGCAUGGAAAAUGUCACUAAAACAACGAUGAUACUUCAACAAUCGAAUAUUCGAACCAAUUUCUGUUGAAGCAAAUCCACUUGAGAUUAAUUUAAAAUUAAGAUCUCAUUAUCCAUUUGUGCGUCGGAACAUUUUAAUGUUCAAAGAGGAAAAAUGAAAAGUAAAAAAAAUUAUAUAACCAGGUCACCAAUGAAAUUUUCAUCGAGGAAAUAUCGAUUCCUUUUAUUACAAUUCACAUUUUACAAGUAGUCAUUUUUAAACGUAUCAAUGAAUCAUAGUUUCCUAUUUUGCGCGUAUUCAUCUAUUUAUAUUUAAUGAUUCCUAAUUCUUAAUAAUCAAGUAAAUGAAUUAUUGAGUCUUGUUCACAUGCGUGAUAAGGAUCGACUAGCCUAACGUGCACGUGCGAUUAUUAUGCAGCGUCAAUGACGCGUCAUCGCACUCGACUUUGAAACACUGUUGUGCAGUCGAAGGUCUCGCGUUCAGGAAAAAGCAAGCGUUGCGCUUUGCGAAUACUAAGAUUGACUUCAAAGUAGCUAUCGAUUGACAUCGGGUUUUCCGCAAUCGCCAGCGGCGUCUUUCCGUCUUCCGGGCCCCGCGUAAUUUCUCUCGAGGAUCACAUUAAAAUCAUAGAACAAACCCUCUGCCAAUAAUCUUCCUGACAACGCUAUUUCGUUGACAUCAAGAUUGAUCGAAUCCGCAUAUAAAAGUCGCGGGACGACCAGAUAAUGUACGCUUGGCGAAGGAGAAGAUAAUGGAAAUUCUGGACACACGACAAAGCAAUAGAGUGACCAUGAAGUUGGACGUUAGUUACACCGACCAUUCGCACAUCAUCGGCAAGGGCGGCCUGACGAUUAAACGAGUGAUGGAGGAAACUGGCUGUCACAUCCAUUUCCCAGACAGCAAUCGUAGCAAUCAUCAAGACAAGAGCAAUCAGGUCUCCAUCGCUGGCGAGAUGGAGAACGUCGAACGCGCCCGUGCUCGUGUUAGGAAUCUGACGCCUCUGAUCUUUUCCUUCGAGCUGCCUAUAAUGGGCGCCUCGCAGAGCAUGCCAGACUGCACCUCGCCGCACGUGGUGAAGAUACAAGAGAAGUACAACGUACAGGUGAUGUUUCGCACAAGACCGAAGCUGCACGCCACCCUGGUGGUUGUCAAGGGAUGCGAGUGGGAGGUUGCCCAAGUCAAAGAAGCGACGUAUCUGCUGAUUCGUUAUAUGUGCAAAAAUCUAGCUAGUCAAAUCCAAGUACAAAUGUCGAUGGAGAUCUCACCCCAACACCAUAGUAUCGUGUUAGGGAAACAGAGUAGCAAUCUGAAGAUGAUAAUGCAGCGUACCGCCACACAAAUUAUGUUUCCCGAUGCCGGCGAUCCGAAUAUACCCAGUCUCAAAAAGAGUAACGUCACUAUUACUGGCGACAUAAACAAUGUUUACUUGGCCAGACAGCAAUUAGUGGGCUCGUUACCACUGGUACUUAUGUUCGAUCUGCCGGAAGACUCUAUGACCGCUUGCGUGGAUACCGAAAAGAUCUCCCAGCUCAUGCAAUCUUUGGACGUGUUUAUCAACGUUCGUCACAAGCCGAAGCAGAGUACGCUUUCCGUGAUUAUCAAGGGAAUCGAGAGGAAGGCCAGUAAUAUUUACAAGGCGCGGAAGCAGUUGCUGGGGCUGGACGAGCCCACAGUUGUCGCCGAUAUACCAGUCACUUAUCACAUUCCGAAUGCUGGCAAUGUUUUCCAAAGCAAUUCCAAUAACGAUAGUCCCACUAAUAAUCUGAUCAGCGGCGUACAAGAAAACUUCUCGAGCAUGUUAAAUGUGAACACGCAAAAUUCGCCGUACUGCGUGUCGCCGAUUUCACACUCGCCGAAUUCUCUGGGACUAUCGUCACACUGGAGCCUCGCUCAUCAUUAUAUUCCGUCGAUGUGUCCGUAUCCCUACUCUCAUUUGAAUCACCUGCUGACGACACAACACAUGCUGCACAACAACAUGAUGGGAACUUCUCAUGGGCCCCAUGGAUUAUCGAACCAUGUGUUGCCUCCCGGUAUCGGAGCGUUUCACCAUAACAACGUACCGACCAACUUUUCCGGUCUCCACGGUUUGAACGCUAAUUCGAUGAUGGAUACUAAAGACGGUAGCAGUGCUUAUUCUUCGCUGAGCAGCGUUUCUAGCUCUUUAUCUAGUCCCGCCAUUAGUCCUCGUAAUAUUUCACCAGUCAAUCCUACGGACGCUAAUACUAACUUAGCGGAUCUAUCGAGCAUGUUGUCGGAUUUACCGGUCACCGAUCGACGUGCACCUGGUUGCGAGAAGAAAUCACUCGAGAUAGCUGCGCAGCAGAAUUUCACGCCCUUCGACUACGAGCAGAAAAAGUUGCUGGCCACAAAGGCUAUGCAGAAUAAAUCAGGCAACGAUUUCCGCGUGCCAACGUCUGCUUGGUCCGGUUACGGUCUCAGCCAAAGUAUUCCGCCCAUAACUACGAGUGACUUAAGCAAGGAGCUAGCGCAUCCUUCAGACUUGUGGAAUGAACCAACCACGCCGGUAUUCAGAACCGAGAUGGAUUUCGGUAGUAUUAUCUCGAGCAAAGACCGCGUGGGACAGAUCGGGAUGGCCUCAAAUUAUAUGGACCAUACGCCGACCUCCCAUUUGAACAAAAUUACGUCGUCCCAUCGUUUCAACGAUCUGAGCAGCAUGUUGACUAGCAUCGGCUUGGAUAAGUAUAUACGCCUGUUCACAUCUCACGAGGUGGACAUGGCCACGUUUCCUUCCCUGACAGAGAAGGACCUUUGCGAAAUUGGAAUUACCGCAUGGGGUGCGAGGCGCAAAAUAAUGCUAUUAAUAUCUGAAAUGAACAAACAGACUAGUCCGUUCUCUGGCAGCGCUGCACCCGGUGCUGAACGGAAGGCGGCUUCCUCCUCGUCGGCGUCUACAUCGUCGAUGGGCAAAUGCAAUUUGGACACCAAAUGGUAAAAGAAAAAUGGUCGCAUGUUACCCGUUCCGAACGCAGUGGCGGCGUGUCAGCGCUGUCAAAAGCCGAUCUCAGGGAACCGUUGCACACCGAUCGAAAUUACGGAAACAGAUAUAUACAUACGUACUUAAUAAUGCUGAUCGCGUGCAUAAUUGCGGGGACCAUUACACCGUUAUAUCGGUCGUUCGGACGGAACAAACGCGAAUUUACGGGAUAUCCAAAAGGGCUUAUCUGGCUAUUCGGCCCGUGAGAACUCGACAGACGCGAUACGAAUGGCCAAAUAGCUCACAUGUUGUUGAUUUGAAAUUACUUAAGUAUCAGGAAAAAAAAUUCUUAUUUUGAUCGAGAACUGGCUGUAUUAUUUUUUUUUCUCAUUUUUUUUUUCGCUGUUCUCGGCGCGCGGCCAGAAGUGCCUUAGGAUUUAGGAUAGUCGUUAUUAUUUUUGCAAUCAUGUUAUCCACGGACAUCCGCGUCGUUAUCGUUUCGUAUUUGCUGAUAAAUUUUUCUAGCAUGAAUAUUAGCAAUCUGAUCGAGUCUGCGAUUCAAUUAACACUUACAAAACAAAGCGCGUUAGUUGCGUGGCAAAAAAAAGAAUCAUAUUUAAUCGAAUUAUAUUUGAAACUUUUGCGAAACGUCGACGCGCGUGUCUCGUUCGUUGGUUCGCUUGAUGACCGGGUGAUCAGUAUGUAUGAAUGAAUGUGCGUGUGCGUGCAUGAAAUAUCGGGCAAAUGUUUCGAGAAAAUCUUAAAAAAAAAAAUCAAAAAGGAGUUGCAGCAGUUAUUAGAAAUUUAGAAUAAAAUGCGAUGGGCGAGGGAUGUCCCGUGUGUUCAGCGGCCUUUCGUCCUAGCAAAAAUUCACAUAUAUUUAAUUCAGACUAAGCUCGAAUGCAACCACGGGUCGACCGCGAAGCUGUAAUUCUCGAUUGAAACCGCCGGAAUAAGCGAUCGAUGCUAAUCUGUGAUUCGACAUCGCGCGACAACCACAUGCAGUCACGGUAGAUCACGCGUGAGGUUGCGAUCUCGAGUUUUACAAAAUAAGUAUAAGUUGCAAAGUAUUUAUUAAUUAUUUCGCGAAAGACGCUGGACGCACGUCAAACAAUAGACCGCAAGAACUUUUCGUGUAAAGCAUGUGUUGAAGACAGAACGGUGUAAAACGAAUUCUACAGCACAAAUGUAUUCCAUUUGUCACUCUCCGCGCCACCGAUACUUUUCGAGGAGCCAGUUGAAUUGAGUAUCAUUACCAAAGUACAAUAUUUGCGACGACGAUCAUCGCGUUAAUUAUAGGAAGCCUUAUUAAAUUAACUCUAAACUUGGCAGAGUAAAAAAAAAUGAAUUUGAAAUUGUAUUAUAUAAAAACUAUAUAUAGGUAUAUAAUGUAUGUAAAAGAAUUAUAUAUAAAAAAUUCAUGAGUUCAUAAGAUGAUAUUCAGAUAUGCAAAAAACUGUUAUCUUAAAAUUUAAUAUAAUUCUUUUUCCAAGAUUUACUUAUGACAUUAAGAAUACGAUUGAUAAUUUGGACGAAAUAUGCAACUAUGAUUUAUAUCUAUGAAUCUAUGCAUUUAAAAACGAUACAUUGCCAAGUUUAGAUCCUUCCGAUUGUCGCAUGCCGAGAGCUCCAUUGGUUGCAGUCGAUUUCGCAAAACGAUUGUUUUAUAGACAUAAGAUAUAUCUCGUUCUCGAUAAUAAUUUAUUCGAAUUUUUAAGCGUAAUUUUUGUUAAUUUGUUUUUGGAACAAAGGAAUGAAAGCGUUAGGUAAAUUAGUUCUUGAUUCACGCGCGCAUUACUAUUCAGAUGUCAAUGUAACGUCUUAUACAUAUCGAGUUAAAAUUGAACGAAGAAUACGAUUAUUACUUGUUUUGCAGAGGAAAGAAAAUCGGUUCUCUCGUGAAAUCAUUGAAUCGUGCAAACAUAGAUCCACGAUCGACAUUCUCAAGAAUCGUGUCAGAUUCCUGCGUAAAGAGUGGAAACAAAAAAAAAAGAAGAUCGAAUCGCGCGAUCGAGCUGAUCGAACAUGCCUAACGAAAGAUUUUACUGCGAAGAGUUCUUGACUAAGUCUUUUGCGAAAUCUUUUUAAGCGUAAAUUAUUUGUGCGCUCGCGAGAUAGAAUCGGAACAUUAAAGAGGAAGAAGUUAAAUGAGAAUAAGAAUAUGUAUUUCGCAAAUACGUGUGAUAUAAUAUUGGACUGUCUGGUUCUAUUGUCCGUUUUCUUUUUUUUUGCUCAAUGGUGAUAGAGUAACGAUGACCUAAAAAACAGAAAGCUCCCAAGAUUCUCCGGAGCGAUCGUGCAAUCCGGCUCGUCACAUGGGCUACGAUAAUAAUUGCAAGAGCAAAUAGAUGAAGAUGAUAUGCCGCGAAACCUAGUUAACUAUAUAAAAUAAUAUACAAAGUGAUAAUCUACAAAUCUAUAGAUUUUGACAAUUUUACUGUUUAAGAGAAUAACUAACGAACUUUAUCUUUCAAUGUCUGUAGAAGUCUCUUGUGUAGUUAAUUACUUUAGCAGGAAAAAAUCUAAAAUUUUUAGCAAUAAAAUUCGGAAACACUUCGUUAGAAAUUAUAUUGUAAAAUGCUGUAUUUUGCUACGAUGGCAUCAAUAUACUCGUUAUUAUAUCAGUGAUGGCAUAAUUUUUAAAGAAUUUCAUUCGUUAAAUCUCAUUGUUAACGACAAUUAAUACGAUCUUAAAUUUCAGAAAAGUUUAAAAGACACUUAGAAAGACUUUAAGGAUACGAUAAAAUUUUUUCCAUUUGAAAAAAUUAAGACCUCUUUGAAUAAUUUCUACAAGAUUCUUUAAAUUUUUAUGUUGUCUAAAUGCUGCAUAUCACCUUUAUCCAAUUGCAUCUGCAAUUAUGCCGUGUUCUGAUACAGGGACAAAAAAACAUUCUUUUGCCCCUUAUGAGCGAUGAUCGUUAUCUACAAAAGGAGUACGGAUCGGUAAAGGGUUUCGUAACGAUAAUCGCCGAAGAAAAAUAUAAAUGUAAGUGCAUGAGGAGUGCAUGACUGAACGAAUAUCAUGUGUAAUAUAUCCAUUGUCGCUGCGGAUAAAAUGUACACGUACGCAUAAUCGUGAAUCAACGAAGCAGCAUCCUCGCGUCCAAAAAAAAGGCAUUCGUUCAAAAGUCGUUGGUACUUUGUUCCUUACACAAAAGGAAAGCCUUCCGAUUUCGAGGAAAUAUCUUUCGAAAAUAUGCGCAAUAGAAUUCGAGAUGACAAUACCUUGUAUAUAACGGCGAGAUCGUCCCUUUGCCGAUCAAUAAAUCGACGGUUUCUUUGCCUAGUCCUGAGAAGAAAUCUGUCAAUGUUCCUACGUGAAUAUGCACCGAUCCCGUGCAAGGUUUAGAGUUAUACGGGUAAAUAUAUAGGUAUAGUCGCGGAAAUUUAGCCUUUAAAAAGAGAGGGAAAUGCGCGUGCGAGGAGAAGAACGACGACGACGACGAACAAGACAAAGAGUUUCUAGGUAGCGAUCUCGAGCGUUUCGGUUAACGAGAAUCGAUUUACGUCGGGAAGAGGGAAGAUCACACUUUCAAACUGUAAAACCAGUUUUCUUUUUCACUACCACUUUUCUCUAGUCUCUACUCACUUGACAUUUUUUGCAUACAGCAAAUAACAUGACAUAACUUCCCUCUCCUCCUCUGUCGAAACAAAAGAAAAAGAAAAAAAAGCGAAGAUAAGAUUUAGCCUGAAAUCGGGCAUAAUGCGUGUAAUCAAUUGCGCUCGAUCUCGUUCGCGAAAUUUACGCGACUUGGAUUCCGUUGCGUUUACGGGAAUGCGUUGUAAAUCUUCGAAAUUGCGUAUCGCAAGCAUACAUUCUCACUGUAUCUUUGCGCCAAAAAACGGGACAGAGAAAAUAUUACGAACCAUUAAUAUUGUUUCAUUAUAGCAACUGUGGACUCGUUCUUUCCUACCUAACUCAUUCAGUUUUAGAUAGUUUAAUACGAUUUGUACGAAUCGUUCAGAAUUCAAAUGGAUUAAGCUUAUAAUUUGUAGGAUUGACUUCAAAUAAACUCUAUUUGAUAAUCUCAUGCAAAUUAUGAGUUGAUCCAUUUAGCCUUCAAUAUCUUCAGUGACUUUCUUGGUUUUUCCAUGAAAAAUGAUAUAUAAAUUUGAAAAAAAAAAAA